This is a messenger RNA of Myodes glareolus (Bank vole), 708 nucleotides long. RefSeq names its product 5-hydroxyisourate hydrolase. Gene Ontology annotation, biological process: purine nucleobase metabolic process. Gene Ontology annotation, molecular function: hydroxyisourate hydrolase activity. Lineage: Eukaryota; Metazoa; Chordata; Mammalia; Rodentia; Cricetidae. The record is from RefSeq and is a predicted model, not a curated record.
AGGUCUGGGCUGACCGGAGGAGCGCGUUGCGGCUGGCAGAGCGACUGCUGUGGGUGUUGCACAGACGGAGCUCCAGGGCAGGCCAUGAGCUCCAGGACCGCCCCGCGGCUGAUGACGCUCCAGAGGCACCUCGGCUGGCCACAGACUGGUGCCGUGGCUAUGGAGAGCAGCCCACUGACCACUCACGUGCUAGACACUGCCUCAGGGCUCCCUGCCCAAGGCCUCUGCCUCCGGUUGUCUCGCCUGGAGGCCCCUGGCCAGCAGUGGAUGGAGCUGAGGACGAGCUACACAAACCUGGAUGGUCGCUGUCCUGGUCUCCUGACACCAGGCCAAAUAAAACCAGGCACCUACAAGCUGUCCUUCGACACGGAGAGCUACUGGAAGGAGAGGGGUCAGGAGAGCUUUUACCCAUAUGUAGAGGUUGUUUUCACUAUUGCAAAGGAGACCCAGAAGUUCCAUGUACCUCUGCUGCUGAGCCCAUGGUCCUACACCACCUACCGGGGGAGUUAGAGCGGCGCAUUACCCGAGGAAAGCCAUCUGUCUGCCUGGCCCUUCCCCUGACUUAGCCACGUAUAGUCAACGGCAUGGGCUUUGUCCCCAUGAAGGGACAUGAAGUUGCUGCUUGCUGAAGAGAUCCUAGCUGCCCUGGAGUUUUCUAGUGGGCAGCUGUGACUUGGGUAUCAAUAAAGUGAGUUCCAACACCUGCAA